CACAAUCGGCCAUUUCGUCGGUGCAGGCAAUCAUCUGUAGAGGGCAGUGGGGAUACGUUGAGUUUACUGGUUCCUUGAGCAGCACAUCGACAAAAUCGCAACAUGAAUGAGACAGCAGUUUCCUUCGCCAAGGACUUCUUGGCCGGUGGCAUCUCUGCCGCCAUCUCCAAGACAGCCGUCGCCCCCAUCGAGAGAGUGAAGCUGCUCCUUCAGGUCCAACAUGCCAGUAAGCAGAUCACCGCAGAUAUGCAGUAUAAGGGCAUUAUCGACUGCGUGGUCCGUAUCCCCAAGGAGCAGGGAUUCCUCUCUUUCUGGAGAGGUAACCUUGCCAAUGUCAUCAGGUACUUCCCCACCCAGGCCCUGAACUUCGCCUUCAAGGACAAGUACAAGAAGAUCUUCCUUGAUGGCGUCGACAAGCGUGCCCAGUUCUGGAGGUACUUCGCCGGUAACCUGGCCUCCGGCGGUGCUGCUGGAGCCACCUCCCUGUGCUUCGUGUACCCCCUUGACUUCGCCCGUACCCGUCUCGCCGCUGAUGUUGGAAAGGCCGGAGCAGGGAGGGAGUUCAACGGUCUGGGUGACUGCCUGACGAAGAUCUUCAAGUCUGAUGGUCUCAGGGGCCUGUACCAGGGCUUCAAUGUGUCUGUGCAGGGAAUCAUCAUCUACAGAGCUGCAUACUUCGGAAUCUACGACACCGCUAAGGGCAUGCUCCCAGAUUCCCAGAAGCAGAGCAUUUUGGUGAGCUGGAUGAUUGCUCAGUCCGUGACAGCCGUUGCUGGUCUGACUUCAUACCCCUUCGACACAGUCCGUAGACGUAUGAUGAUGCAGUCUGGACGCAAAGGAGCUGACAUCAUGUACAGCGGAACAAUUGACUGCUGGCGCAAGAUCGCACGCGACGAGGGUGGCAAGGCUUUCUUCAAGGGAGCCCUGUCCAACGUGCUCAGAGGCAUGGGCGGCGCCUUUGUGCUGGUUCUGUACGACGAGCUGAAGAAAGUCAUGUAAAUUCAUCAUGUUGUCACAUCCACGGUUCAAUUCGGCUAAAUGUAAUAACUUACCAUUUCUAUGGACUCAGCGUUCUGCCUUAUUUAUGGGAACAAACUAUAGUGUCUCACCACUAGCUGUGGGCGAUGGCUGUAUGUUGUGCAUCUUUUAUGAUUUUAAACGUUCCGCAUCCUCUUUACCAAUGUCAUUCCUGUAAGAACAGAUACCUCCUCCUGUCAUUCACUAGGUUUGUAUGGUCCCGAACCGAAUAAAUUUAUUCUGGGAACAAACUUAA
Messenger RNA from Platichthys flesus (European flounder), 1273 nucleotides. RefSeq lists its product as uncharacterized. The record is from RefSeq and is a predicted model, not a curated record. Lineage: Eukaryota; Metazoa; Chordata; Actinopteri; Pleuronectiformes; Pleuronectidae. Gene Ontology annotation, molecular function: ATP:ADP antiporter activity. The transcript has 4 exons. Bases 103 to 999 code for a protein of 298 amino acids. Gene Ontology annotation, cellular component: mitochondrial inner membrane. Gene Ontology annotation, biological process: mitochondrial ATP transmembrane transport; mitochondrial ADP transmembrane transport.